AUGCUGACCCUGGAGUUUGUCCUCUUGACCCUCACCGUCUGCGUGACGAUGAUUUGCAUCAACUUUUUCAUAGCCACAUCCUUGUCGCAGAUGACCGAGGCGAACCCGGACGCGGCAAUUCAGCUGACAAAGGCCUUCUCGAUCAUCCUCCCCUGCGGAGCUAUCGUCUACACGCCGGUGAUUGGAAGCCUCGUGGACCGCAUCGGCCCCACCAAAGGAUUCGUCGUGCUGUGGUUUGCUUACCUGGCCUUCCAGCUGCUCCUGGCCAUCCAUGCGGCCACCGGGUACACCGACGCGGCGUGGGGCGCGCCUUGCCGUAGCCCGAGCCGAUGUCUAGGAAGGAGGACCACGGGCCUGGCAGCAGGAUGGCAAGAGUGA
This is a messenger RNA of Emiliania huxleyi CCMP1516, 378 nucleotides long. RefSeq lists its product as hypothetical. The transcript has a single exon. NCBI's taxonomy places the organism in Eukaryota, Haptophyta, Isochrysidales, Noelaerhabdaceae. The coding region runs from base 1 to 378 and encodes 125 amino acids. The record is from RefSeq and is a predicted model, not a curated record.